AUGACUAACGAAUCUAGUGGAUCUGGCUCGACAAACACCGCCAACAGCGUUGGUGCCUCCUCGGGCAAGAAGGCUCCGUCGGAAAUGAUUGGCAUCUACUCCGUAGGCAAGGAGAUUGGCAAGGGCUCGUUUGCCAUCGUCUACAAGGGCUACAACUCUAGCAACCACUCGGCGGUGGCAAUCAAGUCGGUCAACAGGUCGAAACUCAAAUCAAAGAAACUUAUAGAAAACUUGGAGAUUGAAAUCCUGAUUUUGAAAACGAUGAAACACCCCCACAUUGUGUGUCUACUAGACUAUAAACAAACAACGGCCCACUUCCACUUGGUGAUGGACUAUUGCUCGAUGGGGGAUUUGUCCUUUUUCAUAAGGCGAAGAAACCAGUUGGUCAAGACCCAUCCUAUAAUCUGCAGCUUGCUAGAACGAUAUCCCUCGCCCGAAGGGUCCCACGGCCUCAAUGAAGUCUUGGUGUUGCAUUUCCUCAGACAAUUGUCCUCGGCAUUGAAGUUUUUGCGAGAUAAAAGCUUGGUGCAUCGAGAUAUCAAGCCGCAAAACUUGUUGCUUUGCCCACCGGCCCAUUCCAAAGACGAGUUUAACUCGAGAUCUUACGAAGGCAUGUGGGAGUUGCCAAUUUUGAAGAUUGCCGAUUUCGGGUUUGCUCGGUUCUUGCCCUCGACUUCGAUGGCUGAAACCUUGUGCGGCAGUCCCUUGUACAUGGCCCCGGAAAUCUUGAGAUAUGAAAAGUACAAUGCCAAGGCCGAUCUUUGGUCGGUAGGUGCGGUGUUGUACGAAAUGACCGUUGGCAAGCCGCCGUUUAAAGCCAAUAACCAUAUUGAAUUGUUGAAAAACAUUGAAAAGGCCAAUGAUAGAAUCAAGUUCCCCUCUGCUGCACAAGUGCCCGACUCCUUGAAGCAAUUGGUGAGAUCGUUGCUCAAGUAUAACCCAACUGAACGGAUAUCGUUUCAAGAGUUUUUCAAUAGCGACUUGGUGACGUGUGACCUUGAAGAUACAAACACUCCCUUGGAGAGGUCUGAAAUCGAUGAAAACUUGUUCAUAAGCGAGUACAUCAGCCCCAUUAAGAAAUCGGAUAGAUCGCGGUUUUUGAACCCGUUACCAGUAUUGACUCUGAAACAAGAAGAAGAAGAAGAACUAGGUGAUGAUGUGCAAGAGCAACAACAAGCAAAUUCAAAUGCAAGGACAGUUGUGGAGGACAAGAGGGACAAGGAGGAUGAUUCAAAACGCCAAGAGGCAACAACAACAGAAGAAAUGGCCAGUACUCUGAGAGACCACCCACGGCAUCAAAGAAGUGCGCAGCAGGAAGAGGUAAUCAAGAAUAUAAUAAACAAGAGCAGCCCCGAUCCUGAAAAGCUAUCCGUUUCAAUCUCAAAUUCGCCCAAUUUGAAAAUCAGAAAAGAAGACGCCUAUUUCGAAAAGGACUAUGUUGUUGUCGAAAAGAGAGCAAUAGAAGUCAAUGCGCUUGCCGACGAGCUUGAGCAUGCUGGAAGCGGCGCCGCCGCCAUGAAUGACCCUCGCUACAGCUUGCCCGGCUCCGCUGCAGACAAAAAUAAACCGCAGUUUAGUCGUCCACCUCGUAGAACCUCGCUGAGUGGCUCGGGGCAAAGGAGGCCAAGUUUCACCGAUCGCAAAAUUUCAAUUUCGAUUUCGCCAACCAAUGCCUUGAGCAAGGCCAUCGGACUUGCAUCGCACAGAUUAUUUGGUGUGAAUCCACCACCACCAACAACUGCAUCUGCACCAUCAGCUGCUACAGGUGCUAGCUACCAGAACACACAAGCGCUUGGCGAGAGGCUGCAGAAUGCAGUCUCCUUCUCGGAGGUGACGGCGAGCCCAAACUUUGCCAACCACGCGUUAUUACAAAAGAUGCACCUCCCCGUGUCGAGCAAAGCUUUGGCCGGUACCGAAUUGACAGAUCAACAGAGCAGCGAGGAGUUGAAUGAUUUCAGUGUCGAGGAUGUGGUCUUGUUCAAGUUGGAAACCAUCGCCACGAAAUCCCACGCGGUGUAUCUUUUCGCCGACGUCAAAUUCAGCCAGCUUAUUCCCAAUCCUCCCUCGUCGGCAGAUGAAUUCAGUGGCGACUUUUUAAACAACACCGAUAAUCUUCCUCCGCGGAUUGUUAAAACCAUUAGUGAAGAAGGGAUGGUGCUAUAUUUCAAGGCUCUCUCGUUACUUGCAAGAGGAAUGGCUGUAGCCAGCGAGUGGUGGUACGAUCAGUUUGGAAACCAAUCAUUGGAAAGUAAACCCCAGUCGAGCUUCAAGCUGUCUCAAAAGAUCAACCAACUAGUUCAGUGGAUCCGCGAAAAGUUCAACGAGUGCUUGGAAAAAGCCGAAUUUGUCAAACUAAGACUACAAGAGGCCAAGUUGGCCAUUGCCGAGUUGGACGGAGGAGCAUUGGAGGCCGAUGACGGCGUGGACACUCCCAAGGUUGUUGCAGAAAAGCUCAUCUUCGACAGGGCUUUGGAGAUGUCGAGAAAUGCCGCUGUGAAUGAAUUGGUCAAGGAGGACUUGAAAGGGUGCGAGUUGGCAUACAGCACUGCCAUUUGGAUGUUGGAGGCCUUGUUGGACGAAAACGAGCCGGACGGAGGAGUUUCCGACUGCAAGUUGGAUGAUGACGACAAACUCAUGGUGGAGAAGUUCAUCGUCAGCAUCGGCAAUAGAUUAUCUGUCUUAAAAAAGAAGCUCGACGUGAUUUGA
Molecule: messenger RNA, 2706 nt
Organism: Lodderomyces beijingensis
Lineage: Eukaryota; Fungi; Ascomycota; Pichiomycetes; Serinales; Debaryomycetaceae
Source: the annotation of a GenBank genome assembly